GCUUCUCGACUUCCUUUCAAGAUGGCUGCUGCGAAGGAGCUCUCGAGCACCAGCGAUUCGGCGGGAGGAAACGGGCGCCGCGGGCACCUGGGCAUCCCCGAGGCUGUGUUCGUGGAAGAUGUAGAUGCUUUUAUGAAACAACCUGGGAAUGAGUCUGUAGAUAUUGUACUCAAGAAAUUGGAUGAGCAGUAUCAGAAGUAUAAGUUUAUGGAACUUAACCUUGCUCAGAAGAAAAGAAGGCUAAAAAGCCAGAUUCCCGAAAUCAGACAGACAUUACACAUUUUAAAAUAUAUGCAGAAGAAAAAAGAGACCACAAAGCCCUUGGAGACUAGAUUCUUAUUGGCUGAUAACCUUUACUGCAAAGCUUCAGUUCUUCCUACGGAUAAAGUCUGCCUGUGGUUGGGGGCCAACGUGAUGCUUGAAUAUGACAUUGAUGAAGCUCGGGCCCUCUUGGAGAAGAACCAUUGUACUGCCACCAGCAAUCUGGAAUCUCUUGAGGAAGAUCUGGACUUCCUUCGGGAUCAGUUUACCACCACAGAAGUCAACAUGGCUCGGGUUUACAACUGGGAUGUCAAGAGAAGAAACCGAGAUGAGCCCACCAAAGCUAAAGUGUAGCAUGCCGCUUUCCCAAGGGGCUUGACAAACUUCAAGAAAUCCAAAUUUUUGACUUUGGAGUAAAUGCUUUUCAAACAAAAAAAGACACUUUAGAGUAAAACUAAAGGCAAUAUUGAGCACACAUUGAUUUCAUGAAAUUAUUAUGGUUGUUAAAGGUCAUGCUGGGGUUGGACUCAGUUAUCCCCAAGGUUAACUUUGACACUCUGGAUCUUUGGGGCACGUGUGAAAUGCACUGUUGGGCAUUUUGGUGGGGGGGCAGAGGUGGGGGAGGGGAGUUGCUUUUUUUAUUUAUUGUAGGUUACCUUUGAAGAAGUGAAGUCAGUUUAAAGGUUGGGAAAUUCUUGGAGACCUGUGGCUCUGGGUUAAACCGGUCUCCUGUAAGUUUGGUACUUCACAACUUAAUUUUUUUUUCUCAUGUCAGUUUGGUUAGUUACGGAUCAAUUUACUGAAUGUCCUGCCCUUUUUUAGACUUUAUCUACUUUUAUAAAUAAGAUGUGCAGUAUAGCUGAACAGCAGUAGGUUUUGUUGAGGUGGCAUAUUCAUCCCCCAUCUGCAGAAUGCCCACUUCUCCUGCCCUUUACAUUUCUUGGUUAAAUCUAAGUUGAACAUCCUGACUGCUUUUUCUAUAAGGCAUCUUAACAGGGGAACAAAAUUAAAUGGUUAUUUCUUUCAAAGGAAGGAAGUCUUCAAGCUGUUCUGACUUAAAAGCCAACAUGACACCAGCUCAUAAAGGAUCUGUGGAAUUAGAUUAUGAUGUCUUCUUCCACUUUGAAGUAGUGAGCAAUACAUUUAGAAUGGUUUUAUACUUUUGUUUCAUAAUAUUAAAACAACAAAAUUAAAUAUUUAGCAAAGCA
Molecule: messenger RNA, 1469 nt
Organism: Phascolarctos cinereus (koala)
Lineage: Eukaryota; Metazoa; Chordata; Mammalia; Diprotodontia; Phascolarctidae
Gene: VBP1
Product: VHL binding protein 1
Biological process (GO): microtubule-based process; clathrin coat assembly; synaptic vesicle budding from presynaptic endocytic zone membrane
Cellular component (GO): cytoplasm; prefoldin complex; clathrin-coated vesicle
Molecular function (GO): 1-phosphatidylinositol binding; SNARE binding; phosphatidylinositol-4,5-bisphosphate binding
Source: RefSeq, a predicted model, not a curated record